Messenger RNA from Hyaloscypha bicolor E, 180 nucleotides. RefSeq names its product pea pathogenicity protein. The record is from RefSeq and is a predicted model, not a curated record. NCBI's taxonomy places the organism in Eukaryota, Fungi, Ascomycota, Leotiomycetes, Helotiales, Hyaloscyphaceae. The annotation marks the transcript as partial. The transcript has a single exon.
AGUAUAUAUAUUCAAGCAAUUAAUUUGAGCGUUUGGAAGCCUGGACGGGACUUGGCAGUAGACGAGAUAAUCGUACGAUUUGAAGGUCGAUUAAAGGAAACGACUACUGUUCCAAAUAAGCCUAUACCUACUGGAUAUAAGGUUUGGGGGGCAGCCCAGAGGGGGUUCUUACUCGUAUAG